CGGGCUUUGAGUUGGUGUGCGGUGUUAGGGAUCGGGGUGGCUGAGGGCCAGAGUGGAAGGGGUUACUGAGAACCUGGGAUGUGGAUGGAGGUGGGGUGGGGUGCGGGACAAACCCAUGAACCGUAAAGGGGAUGAGGAACGUGACCUGGGUUCAAGCCCCAUCAGCGUCGUCGGUUUAUUCUGCUUUAAUGUUUCCAGGAGACUGCACCCUUGGCCUUCCCUCCCACCCAGGUUUUGCUUCCUUCUGGUUUAGGGAAGAGGGUGUGUGUCAUAACUCUUUUCCCAGGCUGGCAUUUUGAGGCGGGCACUCUGAUGAGCUGAUAGGCCUACAAGGGUGGGUAGAAGACCACAUUUCUCUCCAGUUUGGCGGGUAUUGUCAGAGGCAUCCUUACCACCUGGAAAAAAUGUCCCCAAGGAUUGGCUCAUUGUGAGUUGAGGCCCCCGGUGAUCUUCAGCAGCUAUUGGAGGCAGAGGGCAAAAAGUUUGCUGAAAGGUCAUACUGGUUCUCCAGCCCUUGGACCCCUGCCGCGCUGUCCAGGCAGAGUAGCAAUAGGUGCUCCAUGUCACAGCAGAGAAAGUGCUGGAGGCAUUGGAUUGUCAACAUUGUUAUGAAGAGAUUGGGAAAUAGUGGCAUGUGACCAUGCUUGCCCUUCUAGUGUCAUACAUCCGGCAACUUUGUAAACCAAAAACCAGGUGAAGUCAGUAGAAAUAGCAGAGCCACCACAGUGUGCAUGGGCUUGAGCUGUGGAACUUUUCACCUUGCACUUGCUGAGAUCCAGCUGCUGACCUAAUGAGACUCCCCCGUGGGAGACUAGGUAGAGAAGGUACAGAGGAUUCUGAGGGUCAUUACUGGCUAAGAGCUGUUAUGAUACUGGGUUUAUUUGCAGAGUCCUCUUUGGUCCUCUGUGGUCCUAUGAGAAGAUCACAGGAAGUAGAUGAAACACACCCAGGGCCGGGCUCAGCCCCUGGGAGAGCAGGGCCGUGGAAAGGGCCCUGCCUCUUCCAGUUAUUUGGAUUCUUCCUUUGAAUAUAAAAUUGAAGAGACUUGGGGGUGGGGAUGGGGAGUAAUGUGCAGAUUUGUGCUUCUUCCUUGGAUUCCCGGGAGCUAGUUGGCAGGGAAGAGCUGUUAGGCAUACUCCAACCAGUUUAUUUUCUUCAAUAAACAUCUGGUAGAGAUUGGAAUUGGAGACUGAAUAGAGAACUGAACUCUUGCUACUCAGAAUUCUGAUUCCGUGUGCAGUGGUUACCCUGAGAGAAAACGUCAGGUCUUAGAACUGAAGUAUGGCUGCCCUGCUGACACAUUUGGAAAUGGCCUUGCGUGCUCUCGUGUAGGCAGGACGGUGGUCGUGUGAUUUUGCCGAGGAUAAAGGCCCCCUGCUGUCCCUGGACACCAUGAACGCCAUCGUCGCUCUCUGUCACUUCUGCGAGCUCCAUGGCCCCCGCACUCUCUUUUGCACCGAAGUUCUGCACGCCCCGCUUCCUCAGGGCGCUGGGAAUGGGGACAGCUCUGGCCAGGGCGAACAGGCCGAGGAGGAGGAAGGUGGCAUUCAGAUGAGUAGUCGGAUCCGUGCUCACAGCCCAGCCGAAGGGGCCAGUGCGGAGUCCAGCAGCCCGGGGCCCAAAAAGUCGGACAUGUGCGAGGGCUGCCGGUCACUUGCCUCGGGGCAUCCUGGCUAUAUCAGCCAUGAUAAAGAGACCUCGAUUAAGUACGUCAGUCACCAGCACCCCAACCACCCCCAGCUCUUCAGCAUCGUCCGCCAGGCCUGCGUGCGGAGCUUGAGCUGUGAGGUGUGCCCUGGCCGCGAAGGCCCCAUCUUCUUUGGGGAUGAGCAGCAUGGUUUCGUGUUCAGCCACACCUUCUUCAUCAAAGACAGCCUGGCCCGGGGCUUCCAGCGCUGGUACAGCAUCAUUGCCAUCAUGAUGGACCGGAUUUACCUCAUCAACUCCUGGCCCUUCCUGCUUGGGAAGAUCCGAGGGAUCAUUGACGAGCUGCAGGGCAAGGCACUCAAGGUAUUUGAGGCAGAACAGUUCGGAUGCCCGCAGCGUGCCCAGAGGAUGAACACGGCCUUUACGCCAUUCCUGCACCAAAGGAAUGGUAACGCCGCUCGUUCGCUGACAUCCUUGACAAGCGAUGACAACUUGUGGGCGUGCCUUCACACCUCCUUUGCUUGGCUCCUGAAAGCGUGCGGCAGCCGGCUGACUGAGAAGCUCCUGGAGGGCGCGCCCACGGAGGACACCUUGGUCCAGAUGGAGAAGCUUGCGGACUUAGAAGAGGAGUCUGAAAGCUGGGACAACUCUGAGGCUGAGGAGGAGGAGAAAGCCCCUGUCGCGCCGGCUGGUGCAGAAGGGCGGGAGCUGACCAAAUGCCCCACAGAUUCUUCCCCGCUCUCAGACUGUGGGAACUGGCAGCCCCGAAAGGCGUCUGUGUUUAAGUCCCUUCGCCACAUGAGGCAGGUCCUGGGUGCCUCGUCUUUUCGCAUGUUGGCCUGGCAUGUUCUCAUGGGGAAUCAAGUGAUCUGGAAAAGCAGAGACGCAGACCUUGUCCAGUCAGCUUUUGAAGUUCUUCGGACUAUGCUGCCAGUGGGCUGUGUCCGCAUCAUCCCUUACAGCAACCAGUACGAGGAGGCCUAUCGGUGCAACUUCCUGGGGCUCAGCCCCCACGUGCAGAUCCCCUCCCACGUGCUGUCCUCAGAAUUUGCUGUGGUCGUGGAGGCCCAUACAGCCCCUCGCUCCAGCCUCCACCCCAUCAGGUGUGAGGAUGACCAGUCCCUCAGCAAGUACGAGUUCGUCGUGACCAGCGGAAGUCCCGUAGCCGCAGACCGAGUUGGCCCCACCAUCCUGAACAAGAUGGAAGCUGCUCUGACCAACCAGAAUCUGUCCGUGGGUGUGGUGGACCAGUGCCUCGUCUGCCUCAAGGAGGAGUGGAUGAACAAAGUGAAGGUCCUUUUUAAAUUCACCAAGGUGGACAGUCGACCCAAAGAGGACACGCAGAAGCUCCUGAGUAUCCUUGGAGCAUCCGAGGAGGACAACGUCAAGCUGCUCAAGUUCUGGAUGACAGGCCUGAGCAAGACCUACAAAUCGCACCUCAUGUCCACUGUCCGCAGCCCCACGGCCUCAGCCUCGUAAUUGAGCCCGCGUGGGAACGUGACCCCGCGUUCACUUUCGGAAAAGCGGGGUUGCCGUCUUCGCCACUGAGCCCAGAGACCGGUCUCGAAGGCAGUCAUAGACCGCUCCUGUUUCUCAGCAGGCGUGGGGCUGUUUCCUAGCAAGCAGUGGAAACUGUUGCAGCUGAACUUUGCCCUCCGCGUGGGAUUUGGGCCUGAUGCAGUUUUCGGCACCAUUCCACCAGCUGGUUGAACUGCUCUAGCCCUGAAGAGGGCUCGGGGACACUUGGGACACCAGGUCCCCUGUGUGUGUGCACCCGUGAGAGAUGAUUAAGGACAAGAUGCAUCUCCUGUCUCUCAAGGAUUUAGAUCUCAGAAUUUAUAGGGAAAACACGGUAGGCCAGUCUCAAUUUGGGUAUUUUGGCUGCAGUAAAAAACCUUUCUCAAGGUUAAUGUUUGAAGGUUUCUGAUCUGAAAUCUAAGACUUUUCCAGGUUUUAUAUGUCUGUAUGUUUUGCUCCAGUUGUGACUUUUCAGGACAUGUGCUGAUCCUCAGUCAUUGUUAGUAAUCUGGUUUUGAGCUCUGGGAGUGGCUUUUGGGGCGGAAUGGAUGUUUUCCUCAUCUUUAGGCUCUCUGGCAUUCGUGUUCCAGAGUCAUGUGACUCGCAAGGCUUCUGGCCAUGCUCUCAGGUGGUUGCUUUGACAUUUCCCUGUAGCUUGAGGACAAGCUUCUGAUCUUUUUUACACAAAGAUGAUACUUUGCUGAAACGUCAGAUAGAGCCAUCGGUCCUGCCUGACUCCCUGGAUGUGGCGUUGAGGGUCCACCACGGUCCUCUUGCACGUCAUUUAGCCCUUUAUUGCUUCUUUAAACAUUUAUAUUUGGCAGCAGGUAACAGUUUUCAGAAUAUGCUGAUUUAAGAUCGUCUUCUCAUCCCUUUAAUAAGGAUUCAUGGCUUGGAGUGGUUUUCCGGCAGUUUUGCUGAUUUGUUUAUAGUUUUCUGUGUUUGCUUAAUUUAUAUUUAACAUGGAGACUAAGUCUAUAUGACUAGGUAUCUAUCACGCAAGAACAAUGAAACACAAUAAAGAUGUAUUUUUUUAAACCGUUGA
Suricata suricatta (meerkat) is the source of this 4210-nucleotide messenger RNA. It is a transcript of the gene FLCN, whose product is annotated as folliculin. The transcript is spliced from 13 exons. Gene Ontology annotation, biological process: negative regulation of transcription by RNA polymerase II; positive regulation of transforming growth factor beta receptor signaling pathway; positive regulation of GTPase activity. The coding region runs from base 1393 to 3126 and encodes 577 amino acids. Gene Ontology annotation, cellular component: cytosol. Lineage: Eukaryota; Metazoa; Chordata; Mammalia; Carnivora; Herpestidae. Gene Ontology annotation, molecular function: GTPase activator activity. The record is from RefSeq and is a predicted model, not a curated record.